UCUGCCAAAUGCUGUGGCUUCAAGAAUUGAUCACAAUUUCUUCAUUAGUGCCCCCACUGUGGAAAGACAUUUCUAACUGCUGGAUACUUGGAGGCACACCACAUGAGGCGUCACCCUGACACAACAUUCAUGCAGUUGCCUGCUCAACUGUGCAGUGAGACUGAGCGCUUGCAGUCAGAGAUAAAGGAGCUGAAGGAAAGACUCAAUAACACAGAGAGGCUACUGCAAAAGGAGUCAAGCCAAAAUAUGGAGGGAAAGAAAGAGGCUCAGAGUAGGGGUGAUGAUUGGUCUGAAGAAGAGAAGAGACAAAUGAAGGAAUGGCAGCAGGAACAGCAGCGCAAGUACCUGGACGAGAUUGCUGACCUGAAGACUGUAUUUUAUAAUGAGAUUAAGAGACUAAAGGAACAUUCACAACAAUCAAGAGAGCCAACACCACCAUCAAAUGCAGAGCUUUUAGAGCAAAUAACGAAGCAAGACAAAGAGCUUGUCUCUCUGCGAGAAAAGCUCAGUGGACAGGUAGAGUCAACACCAGACCUGGAGAACAUGCAGAGUCGUAUGGAGGCGCAAGAGAGGUUCUGGAAGUCAAAACUUAAGCAAAUGGAGACUGAGCAUAAGAGAGAAUUGGAAGAAUUCAGGACACAGCUGGAUCAGGCCACAGAUAUGAUUGCAGAAUUUCACAGCAACAACCAUCAAGCAGAAUAUGAAAAUAGGAUUCUGGAAUUAAUGGCUCAUAUAGUAAGACAAGAUGAGACACUGAAGGCCCAAGUGACGCAAGUUGAUCAUCUCACUGAGCAACUUUCAACACAAAUUCAACAAACAGACAGUGCACAACAACAGACUGUAGAACUGCAACCCCAGUCAAGUGAAAAUGCCAGUGUAGAUCCAAGAGUAACGUUCACAGAACUCACCGCCAGAAUCGACAAAGCUAUUCAUGCCAAUAAAUAUUCACCAGAUAGAGUAAACAGAAGGCAAUCUGCACAAACAUCAGUUAAAACACAGGCUAAAUCUAUUCAUUCUAUGUCUAAGACACCAGUUUCAGUAAGGAACAUCCCAUUGUCUAGAGAUAAUGUAAUGGUCAGAAACAUCACAUCUGAGUCAAAACAUUCUGCUGAGGGUCCUCAAGAGGACUCAAGCUCAGACUUGUCACAUCAAACAAUGACCACAAGGACUGGCACCACUUCAAUGUAUGGGCUCAUUGACCAGGGCAAAGUCAGGAGUCCCCAGGGAUCCAAAGAUUCUGGUUUGGAUUCACCCAAGAGGUUUCCCACAAUUCCUAUUAGGAAAAUUAAUGCUUUUCAGGGAUUAUCUUCAAUUGAAACUACCCCCAUCACAAGUGGCAGUGAAGAUAGGGUAGACAAUGUUGAUGAUGUGACACAAAGUGAAGAUGAAGAAGAAGAGAAGGAUGAGACAAUAUCAGAUGAAGCAACAGCUGAUGAAACAGAAACAGAUACUGACACAGAACCUGCAGUCACAUCUGUCCACAGUUUGGAGGAUGAACUGCAGCAAAAGCCUCAAAUGCUGACUGAGCUGAAGAAGAACCUGCAACGCCUCCAUGACCGCAGACUGCGAGAGCUUGGGGUUGAUCCAGAGUGGAAAGGUAUACCUGCAGCCACUUUCUGCCAGAAAAUGGCAACACUGAAGCAUCACCAGACCAUAGCAGAAAAGAAACAUAAAUCGUUCUUUAAAAUUAGGGAGAGAAUCGUUGAUGAGCUAGAAAGACGUCUGUCAAAUACCAAGACUGACAGUCAGCAAGGUAAAUCUGACAAUGGAGGGAAAGUUCUGCAAAGGGACAGUACUCAACAAAACAAGGUGGCAAUGAAGAAGUUUGCUGCAGAAAUGAAGACAAAGGCCCUCAAAGUGCUGAAACGUUCAACAGGAAAGCUGUCUAUCCAUUCUGAAGAAGGCUCACAAAAGGCCAAUAGUCAAGAUACAGCUAUGGUUUCUGUUCAUCAGAAAGACCCAUUUACUUCCAAGCAAAAGAUGCAGAAUAUCAGUAUCAUGAAGAAACGUUUGGCACUGCACAGAAAGAAUGCAGAGACAGGGAAGAGGUCAAAUGUCAUAUCAGGAAACCCAGCUACAGUGAGCGAAGUUGACAAUAGAUCUGUUGAAGAAAGUGCUGUACCAAAUGUUACAAUGGUGACUUCAACACCUUUCAAGAACACUAAGACACCCAGUACUUCCAUUUCAGCAAGAAGCAUUUUGAAAGGUUCUUUAGUAUCGGAAUCAGUCGGUGGAAAGAAAAAUGUGAAAAGUCCAUCCAUCUCAUCCAUGGAAGAAGAAGAAGAAGAAGAAGAUGAUGAUGUGAGUGAACACACCAUCAUUCAUCAGACACUACAGCAUACCCAAGAUCCACAUACACACUCAGAGAAAAAACCUUUUUCUUCCUUAGGUGUAAGUCAGGUUAUCACAAGGGAUCUUUCAUCUGAUGAAGAGUCUCCAAGAGCAAACAAGAGUGUUCUCAAGUCACCACUGUCAUCAUCACUUGGCAGUAUUACAAAAAAGAGAGUUCUGUUUGUAGACCAGGAAAAUGAAAUGGCUGACAACAGCAGGACAAAGAGACUGCCAUGGACACCUGACAAUAUCAAGCAUUAUGGAUAUGCUGGCAGCUAUGAACAAAUUAACCUCAGCACAAAGCAGAGUGCUAAGAUUGCUCAGAUAUCCAAGAACAUUGAGGAACAGUUGAGAAUGAGUAGGUCCAAACCACCAACAGGAAGUGUGGAGGCCAUGUUUCGUUCCACUGGAAGUGAGAAGAGUUCACAGUAUCAAGGCACAGAUUUAAGUUCCCCAAGUCUUGACAGCUUUAUGUCUGACACUAACCAUGAGAACAAUACAAAUCUCAGCAACACCACAUCAGCACCAGUCCCUAAACCUCGCUCCAACAAGCCUAUCACAGCAACACAACAAACAUCUAGCAAACUUCCUCUUUCUGAUUGGGAUCUGGAAGACUUUGAUAAUUACACAUAGGAGUGUAAAUAAUAUGAAGAACAAGCCCUCAUUUGGAAAAUGCCAUUAAUGUGACAUCUGUCCAUUUUCACUGCGUACACAAUGUAUUGUCAGAACAAAUAUGGGUGUUUGCACAACAAAAGUGUUGUAACAUACACAAGUCAAUUACCAACUGAUAACUUUAACAAAACAAAUAAAAAAAAAUGAAGCCAAAAUCUAUGACACAAAUAACUUGUUUUGCCAGGAACAUUAACCUAAUUAUGAAUUUUUUCAUAUUAUCUACAGCACUCGCAGGUAAAUGUUGCCAGUGUACCCUGUUUAGAAACAGUGUUAUUUUGUGUAAACGUGUGAUUUUAACAGAAACAUAAUGAGAGAAUCAUAUGAAAUUGAUGAUCCAUGUCAUAUGAAAACAGGAUUAAGAAAAAGAUGACUGUUACUGCAAACAUAAGACUUUAUUCCCUUCUUCAUAGUUUUGUUUAAACUCAGUAUCAGGAAUUUCAGCAUUAUGGACAUGCUUUAACUUUACUGCAAGUAAUAAACAUAUGGCUACAGUUGGGGCUGAAACAUACUGAAAAAGGGAAGAUAUCUGAACACAGAUUGCUCCACAAGUAUGAGUCAUGAGAUGCACUGAUUAAAACUGCAUGCCAUUUGAAGUACUGUAAAAAUUAAUAAUCUAGUGGAACAGAAGUUUAUAAAGUGCCAAAUUUUAUACUACAACUGACACUGACCUACAGGUGCAUAAACAUUGUACUGACACUUCUAAAGUGGAAUAAAUGCAGCAACAGUUCCAUUUAGGGCAGUUUUCUUCACCCUCUCACUACCAGGCACAGUGCUACAGGCUAUGCAGAAUUUACCACGUUGUUCCUUAAAAAAUGUAGAAAGUGUUGAAAAUUAUUGCAUGGGGCUAUGUCAUAUUUCAUGUCUGAAUUACAUCACACAGACUGGAUUCUGGGAGACCUCACUGGCAAUGUCAGUGUUCAUGAAAAUAACUUUGUAGGGACAAAUAUCAGAAUGAAUUGCACUUACAUAUCAUAUGGUUACAGAGACUGUCAUUCAUUAUGCUGAUAUUGCAUUAUCAUUUACAAUUCUAAUAAAUAUCCAGGAAGGAAAUGAGAAAAGGCAGUUCUUCAGUAACUACAUAAAUUUCUGUCCUCUCAUACAUAUGAAAAAGGUACAUUAAAUGAUGACAAGUUUGACAGCAUCUGACACAUUUUUGCUGCAGCACUGUAUAUCAAGAUACAUGCAAAACCUGAUAUCUCUGUAUAAACAACAUAAUGAGCAUGUGCAUUAUACUGGCCAUUAGAAAUAAAUAAUUCAUUCCUCCAUUAUUUACAUGGAGAAGUUCAGCACAUGAGAACAUUGCUUUGCCACACAAAAUAAUCUAUGAAGAAUUUAAGAGCUAUAAAUGUUAAGCAAUACGAACAUGAAUUGAUUCUUCUUUACUCAUAAUGUCAAUCUGAAAAACAAUGACUGUGAUACACAAUUCUGUAAUGCACAUUUUAAUAAAUGCAAAGAUUUGUUCUUA
This is a messenger RNA of Zootermopsis nevadensis, 4468 nucleotides long. RefSeq names its product DAZ interacting zinc finger protein 1 (gene DZIP1). Gene Ontology annotation, biological process: cilium assembly. NCBI's taxonomy places the organism in Eukaryota, Metazoa, Arthropoda, Insecta, Blattodea, Termopsidae. The record is from RefSeq and is a predicted model, not a curated record. Gene Ontology annotation, cellular component: cytoplasm; ciliary basal body.